Miscanthus lutarioriparius is the source of this 2229-nucleotide messenger RNA. NCBI's taxonomy places the organism in Eukaryota, Viridiplantae, Streptophyta, Magnoliopsida, Poales, Poaceae. The record is from the annotation of a GenBank genome assembly.
AUGGCAGCCUUUAACGAAAGCGAGCAGCAGGCUGCUGCUGGUGCCGGUGAGCCAACACCACCCGGCCCCGCAACUGCCCGCCCGCCGGCGGCCACGCUUGAUGCGCAGCUGUUGAUGGCUGCUCGCCGCGGCGACAGCAAACAGCUCAAGGAUCUGCUGCCGCUGAUCAAGGACGACGACGAGCAGCAAAGCUCGUCCGUGGCGGCGGGAGCACAAGACGUGGUAGUGGAAGUCGAUCCUCGACCUCCUCCUCAUGAUGCUGUUGCACCACUACCCUCCUCUGGAUCGUCGUCACCGCCGCCAGUCCCGGUAGUCCUUGAUGAGGAUGGUGUGACCAUGGAAGGGGACUCCCUGCUGCACGUGGUUGCGGCAUGCGGCGACACGCAGGAGUACCUCGACUGCGCCAAGAUACUGGUCCGCAACAAGAAGCGCAAGGGCGGUGCAGAUGCAGCGCGCCUAGCCCUGGAAGCGCGCAACCGCAAGGGCGACACGCCCCUGCACUGCGCCGCCGGUGCUGGGAUUGCCAGCAUGAUCUCUUGCCUCGUUGAUCUCAUCGCCAACGACACCACCGACGACGAGGCGGGGGCACCGGUGAAGAAGGCGUUCCUGAGGAUGCAGAACGAGUGUGGAGAGACCGCGUUGCACCAGGCCAUCCGCGCCGCUGCCGACAACAAGCUUAAGGUGGCCUGCAUCGACCAGCUGAUGGACGUGGAUUCGGAGCUGGCCUGCAUCCCAUUCCCACAUCAGGAGGAAGAUGCUGGUGCUUCCCCGUUGUACUUGGCUAUCUCACUGGGUGAAGUCGAGAUUGCGCGGCACCUGUAUAGCAAGACUAAAGGCGGCAAGCUGUCCUAUUCCGGACCACAUGGCCGUAACGUCUUGCAUGCAGCGGUUCAUCGUGGCCAAGCGCUGCCUAUGAUUUUGGAAUGGCUCAUCAAGGACAUGAAGCCUAAAGAAGACAGUAGUACUGUGUCUCUUGUGUCGCGACUGACUAGCGAAAGGGACAAGAAGCAGAAGGGAAGCACCCCUCUUCACUUGGCCGCGUCCUUGUCCGGGUGGCCAGGCGCGGGGUUUCUUUGCACACGGUUUCCCCAAGUUUGGCCGACGGCGGAAUCAGUGGCUACACUGCUACUGGAUGCUAACAUAUCCAUGGCAUAUCAGGCGGACGACGAAGGAUCCUACCCCAUACACGUCGCUGCAUGGUCUAACAGCAUCGUUAUCGUGAUCCUGCUGGGGAGGUGUCCGGACUGCGCCACCCUGCGAGAUGGCAAAGGACGGACGUUCCUCCAUGUCGCCGCCGAGGAGGGAUGCCACGAUGUGGUUCGAUAUGUCUGUGGAAAAAUGCCACAGCGAUUUUCAUCGAUGAUUCUGAAUGCGCAGGACAACAACGGGGACACUGCGCUGCACGGCGCUGUCCGUUAUGGGAACCUUGCCGUCUUCAACUGUUUACUUCGGAAUCCACGGGUACGCUUGGACGUGACAAAUAAAGACGGGAUGACACCACUGGAUCUUUCAUGGAGUAUGACCCCUUCAGCAAUUCUUUAUUACGUGCUUAAUCCAAGAAGUGUUGUACGGCUUUCAUUGCUCUUUGCAGGAGCUCCUCAUGGUGGAGGGCUAUGUCGGCCGGAGCUCUUCUGUGAACAACACAUCACCAAAGUAGACGAGGACAAAGAGUCACAGAAACAUACAGAUGCAACGCAAGUGAUGAGCAUUGUCGCCGUAAUUAUUGCGACCGUCACAUUUGCAUCAGCUUUCACGUUGCCUGGUUGUUAUCGAUCCGUCGGGGACUCAUCUAGCAAUAAUCACGCUGGGACGCCGGUGCUUGCUGGGAGCUAUGUUUUCGACGCCUUUAUCCUUGCCGACACCUUGGCAUUCAUCUGCUCCACCUUGGCUACCUUUAGCCUUGUCUAUGCCGGGGUGCCGGCCAUGGCCAUCUCCAUCCGCUGCUACUACUUCAACAAGUCGGCCGUGUUGCUGCAGAGUGCAGGAAGGAGUUUCGUGGCCGCUUUCGCCUUGGCCUUGUACCCGGUGCUGGCUCCAGUUGAUCAUACAAUUGCAGUGACUGUCUGCGUCAUCAUUUUGCAUCUUUGCUCUGGGGAAACGUGGAAGCUUGGCGGGUCACCUGUGGGGCAAACACGGUCCGUGCUCGAAUUGGGAUACGGCGAUUUCCAGUAUGGGCUUACGUACAACAAAUAUUUGAUAGUGUCUUGGUACACUUUUGGUCGUACAUAA